This is a messenger RNA of Apis florea (little honeybee), 687 nucleotides long. RefSeq lists its product as uncharacterized. Gene Ontology annotation, molecular function: protein binding. The record is from RefSeq and is a predicted model, not a curated record. Lineage: Eukaryota; Metazoa; Arthropoda; Insecta; Hymenoptera; Apidae.
AGAAGAGGUUUCGGUGGAGCUGUAAGCAUGAAACUGAAAUACACAAUGAAACGUGCUUGGUUUACCUGUUUAGAAGUUACAAAAAAUACCGAAGAAAACUCUUGGAGGGACGAACAACGUUUCAUGUAUCUUCGAUUACGACGUCUAGUGGGUAGUGUGAACGAGCAUCUCUUCGAGAAUUUACAUUACGAACACGAACUACUCUUACAGAUUCCUUUGACACUUCCAUUAAGACCUCCACCAGCUUCCACUUACUCGGGAUACGGAGAGUACGGUGGACGUUUCUUUUACUAUGGAAAUAUGAAUAAAUAUGCAUAUGAAAGUAAAUUCAUGCAUACAGUGAGCACGGCAAAUCUAACAGUCGAAACUGAACAACAGGUCCAGAGACCACCGUCAUUUGAUCUAGUGAUUGAGGUUGAUUUAAAGUGCACACCAGAAUUGGCGCCACUUGCUGUCAGAUCGAUUUUAAAAUCUGAUGAAUUUGAAACCAAUGAAUUGAAAACGUACAAGAAUCAGCAGCUCUAUUUACGAAUGAAUGUUAUAUGCUCAGCGUCGAUAGCUAAUAGAUUACCUGGUAAUUUUGUGUGGGAAUUGCGUAGUCCACGACAUGUAUGUCAAAAUUUGUGAAUUACCUCGGUUUUUACAUUAAAAUAUUACACUAUAAAAUAUUGUAAGCACAUACAUUCA